Messenger RNA from Bombina bombina (fire-bellied toad), 2037 nucleotides. Its product is annotated as gastrula zinc finger protein XlCGF26.1-like. NCBI's taxonomy places the organism in Eukaryota, Metazoa, Chordata, Amphibia, Anura, Bombinatoridae. The record is from RefSeq and is a predicted model, not a curated record. The coding region runs from base 121 to 1485 and encodes 454 amino acids. The transcript has 2 exons.
ACCAUUUAAUAUACUUUUUACAGACACGGCCAGAGCACUGAGAGAUAUCAGGUAUUGAUGUAACUGGAGUAAAUAAGGGAACCUUCUUCCUGAGCACGGACAUUGGAGCCUAUUAUCAGCAUGAACUCAUAUGUGUUAGACAAUCACUUGAAUAGUUCAUACCCAUCCUUCACUACUGCAAGCAUCAGUUUGAUACCACAAACGCCAAUAGUCUCAGACACUAAUGACUAUUCACAAACAUUGGGGAACUCACAGCAGAUAUUUAAAGAAGAUGGUGAAUUGGCAGGAACUGGGCAGCAAUCAUUAUGUACAGAGAGUCAUUUAGUCAUCAAACAAGAGGACAACAUUUAUGCCUUAUCUAGUGAAAUGAUUAUCCCAGAGGCUAAACCACACACAUUUACUGAGUUUUCAAAACAUUUAAAAGAAGGGGAAAGUCUUAAGUCUAGCCAAAUUAUUCAUACAAAUAAGAAACCAUUCGAAUGUACAGAAUGUGAGAAAAGCUUCACAUGUAAUUUGCAUCUCCUUGAACACCACACAGUUGUGAAACCUCACACAUGUACAGAAUGCGGGAGAUGUUUCACAUCUAAAGGAAGCCUUAAGUGUCACAAAAAGACCCACACAGGGGAGAAACCUUUCACAUGUAAUGAGUGUGGGAGAUGUUUCACAUCCAAGGGAAAUCUCAUAUCUCAUGAAAAGACUCACACAGGGGAGAAACCUUUCACAUGUACAGAGUGUGGAAAAUGUUUUACACAUAAAAGUGAUCUAAAAACCCAUGAAAUGGUUCACACAGGAGAAAAGCCUUUCACAUGUACAGAGUGUGCAAAAUGUUUUACAAAAAAGAGUAGUCUGAAAAAUCAUGAAAUGAUUCACACAGGAGAAAAGCCUUUCACAUGUACAGAGUGUGGAAAAUGUUUUACAGAAAAAAGUACUCUGAAACAUCAUACAUGGAUUCACACAGGAGAAAAGCCUUUCACAUGUACAGAGUGUGGAAAAUGUUUUACAUUAAAGAGUCAUCUGAAUAUUCAUGAAAGGAGUCACACAGGAAAAAAGCCUUUCACAUGUACAGAGUGUGGAAUAUGUUUUACACAUAUGAGUAAUCUGAAAACUCAUGAAAUGAUUCACACAGGAGAAAAGCCUUUCACAUGUACAGAGUGUGGAAAAUGUUUUACAUUAAAGAGUAGUCUGAAUAUUCAUGAAAGGAUUCACACAGGAGAAAAGCUGUUCACAUGUACAGAGUGUGGGAAAAGUUUUAGACAAAAGAGUGUUCUGAAAACUCAUGAAAGAAUUCACACAGGAGAAAAGCUGUUCACAUGUACUGAGUGUGGAAAAUGUUUUACACAUAUGAGUAAUCUGAAAAGUCAUGAAAGGAUUCACACAGGAGAAAAGCCUUUCACAUGUACAGAGUGUGGAAAAUGUUUUACACAAAAGAGUAAUCUGAAAAGUCAUGAAAGGAUUCACAAGGGAAGAAACCUUUCACAUGUUUAGAAAGUGGGAAAAAUGGUUUUAUUGAAAUCAGGUAUCACAAAACACCAACUAUUUACACACAAACUUUAUAUACACAGUGUACAAACCUUUUUACAAUUAUCCUAAAGAGGACAAACUCUCUAAAUAGAAGCAUCAAAAAGUAUCAUAUUGUAAAUAACACUUUCUAAUCCCAGUUAUAAAAGCCCCAGAUUGGAAGUGCUCUCCUGCUGUCCUUUGUUUUUCUAUAUAUGUGCACCUAAGUUUCUCUCAUAUCAAUGUGAUAGAAUCCAAACACCACACAGUAAUAUACAGAUAUGUCCUCAUACUGACCUGUUUACACAACCAUUCACCACCAAAGCACCCCCAGUGUUGUUUAUUAAUAUGCCAGUGUUAGGAGUUGUACGUUUGAUUUACAUAGGGGAGGAAAUAAUUACAUUUACAGAAUAAAGGAGUCUUUAUAUGAAUAGAGUGUUAGAGUAUUAUAUAAACAAGAACAUCAGUCUCAAAUGAUUGACAUCUGGGAGAUAUAUUUAAUGUGCACAUCAUGUGGAUAAACCUUUUCUUAUAGCAAAA